AUGGUAGAACAUCCAUCAGCACCCGGACCAUUACUUAUCGUAAUUUCAACCGACAAAGCCCCAGCACGAUUCUAUGGUCUGCCGAAAGUUUACAAAGAAAACAUACCACUUAGGCCAAUCUUCUCCCUUCGUGACACCCCCACAUGCGGUUUGGCAAAAUGGAUGUUUACGUAUCUGAAUUUCUUGGCAGAAGGCUCAACAACAACAGUAGCUUCUGUCAAACAGUUCCUCGAACGGAUAAAUCAUCUACAGUUGAAGCCAGAUGAACCAUUGGUAUCCUUCGAUGUGGUUUCACUCUUCACCUCUAUCCCACAGCAACUAGCGAUUGAUGUUGUGAGACAACUUCUAAACGAACGCUACGACGACAGUGACAAACCCCUGAAGUCUGAAAAUUUGCUCAAACUUCUACGACAUUGCCUUAAAACCUACUUCACAUUCAGUGGGCAAAUGUAUGAGCAAAUUAAAGGCGUUCGCAUUCUACCAGGCCUGAUUGCUGAAAUAGUCCUCCAGCGGAUAGAACACUUGGUCUUCGCCAAGUAUCGACCGAAGUUUUUGGAUCGUUAUGUCGAUGACACUUUCGUCACUGUCAAAAUAUCUGACAUCGAGCACCUCAAAAUCUAUUGA
This is a messenger RNA of Dibothriocephalus latus, 624 nucleotides long. The record is from the annotation of a GenBank genome assembly. NCBI's taxonomy places the organism in Eukaryota, Metazoa, Platyhelminthes, Cestoda, Diphyllobothriidea, Diphyllobothriidae.